AGCGCAAUGAACAGCUGAUCCUCCCGCAGUGGAUAAAACCAGUCACAAUGGUCACAGCCAAGUCAUGAUUUCUCAUCCCACGCGUGGCACUAUGUGAUUAGUUAUCGGAGAAUUAGGAAAGGAGAAAAAAAAAAAGGAAAAAAGGAAAAAGGAAAAUCACUACCAGGAAAACAGUGGAGAGAGUUUUUGGAGCGUUUCGUGUUUUUUUCCCGAGUGGACCUGUUGAUCAUCAGUCUACCUGCUGCUCCCUGCUCCGCGCGCACCGACGGUCAAUUAUGUUAUUGUCAACCUUCCUUCUUUUCACCUUCUCUCACUUUUUGGCGCCUCUGUUUUUCUCUUACCUGCCCCACGUCUCCGCACAGAAACCUGGCUCACGGUGGCUGAUAGGAGACAGGGACAGUCACUGUGGGGUCAUCUGCUCACGGACACAGGGGAAGCCGGUGUGCGGUUCGGACGGGCGGAGCUAUGAAACCAGCUGUGAACUGCAGAGGGCACGCUGCAAAGACAAGACACUGACACUCGCACAUCGCGGCAGAUGUCGAGGUAAAAACUGGGUGAGAAUUGAUCAAACAGCAGUGGCACCGACCUCCACCUCAGAGGGGAGAGACCUGGAGCUGAAAGAUGCAGGUCAGUCCAAGUGUCAUGUUGAGAGGACCCAGGCUCUGGAACAAGCCAGAAGACCUCAAGAGUUUAUCCCAGAAUGCAAUGAGGAUGGAACAUUUGCACAGGUCCAGUGCCAUACUAUGACAGGUUAUUGUUGGUGUGCCAACAGCGAUGGAAAGCCAGUGAGUGGCUCCUCAGUGCACAACAGGACCCCAGUGUGUUCAGGAAACUUCCGUGAAUUUAUGGGAACUCAUGCUGGGACAAGUGGAUUGUCAGGGUCAGUAACCGAUAAACCACCUGGGCCACCGAACUCUGGUAGAAAAGUCUCUUUCCGUUUCUUUCUCACUCUCAACCCAGAUGAUGGCUCCAAACCCACACCCACCAUGGAGACUCACGUCCCCCCUGAGGGUGAUGAGAUAACAGCUCCGACGCUGUGGAUAAAGCAGCUGGUUUAUAAGGAGAACAAGCAGAACAGCUCCUCGUCCAGGAAGCAAGAGAAGGUUCCCUCUUGUGACCAGGAGCGACAGAACACCCUGGACGAGGCUCGGCAGAAUCCUCGUGAGGACAUUUUCAUCCCCGACUGUGGACCUGGAGGCCUUUACAAACCGGUCCAGUGCCACCAGUCCACUGGCUACUGCUGGUGUGUUCUGGUGGACACGGGUCGACCCAUUCCUGGGACCUCCACCAGGUACCAGACGCCGGAGUGUGACGGUGCUGCACGAUCUCGUAUCUCAGACAUAGAAGAUCCCUUCCAAGGCAGAGACCUGACAGGCUGCCCAGAGGGGAAGAAAGUGGAAUUCAUUACAAGCCUGUUAGAUGCCCUCACCACAGACAUGGUCCAAGCCAUAAACUCACCAGCCCCCUCUGGUGGAGGGAGGUUUGUUGAGCCCGACCCCAGUCACACCUUAGAGGAGCGGGUGGUGCACUGGUACUUCGCCCAGCUGGACAACAACGGCAGCCACGACAUCAACAAGAAGGAGCUCAAACCUUUUAAGAGAUACCUGAAGAAGAAAGCAAAACCCAAGAAAUGUGCCCGCAAGUUCACCGACUACUGUGACCUGAAUAAGGACAGGGCCAUUUCUCUGCAGGAGCUGAAAGGCUGCCUGGGCGUCAGCAAGGAGGGAAGUUCAACAACAAGUGGCAACCAAGGGACAAGGCAAGGGACAAAUUUGUUCUUAGGUCGUCUGGUGUGAGAAGAGGAUUCAGAAGCUGAGAGGAGAGCAGAGGGCACAGAGGGAAGGCAUGUGUACGCUUGCUGAUGGGAAACAGAAAGAUGGAGCAGAAAAAAAUAAGAAGAUCCUGAGAUUUAAAAAAAAAAGAAAAAGAAAAAAAAAAGAACAGAAAAACAAGAAAACGAAGCGGCGCCAAAAUAUUUGCACUUUCUCCUCCCUAUGUCUGACAUUUUAUCUGUUUGUAUGUGUUGUUUUUUUUUUUUCUCUUGAAGUGACUGAAAAGGUCUAGAUAAAAAAUGAGAAUAUAUUUGUAAAGAGAGGACAGGCUCACCACUGGAAGAGCAAGUAUGUGUAUGGUACCACAUUCCCCUGUGAGUUCAGUCUGCUGUUGUCAUUUGUGGCUAAUAAAUAAAAUGUACAUUUCCCCUGUUACAUACAGUAUCAAGGCCAGUUACAGCCCUCCACAGAGAAGUUUACAAAUUGUUGCUUGAUACAUAAAUCCUCCUAAAAGAAAAGCUAUGGCAAUGUAGACCAGUUCAAAGGAAUGUGUUAUGUUUUAUGUGAACGAUUUUAAGUCAGUGUCAAGUAUUAGAAUUAAACUGUGGCCAUGGAGUCUAAUUUAUCAGCAAAGUUAGCGGAAUGAAUCCCCUUGCACUGUGCAAAACCCUUUAGAAUCACUGACAUGUUGGCUUAAGAAUCAAAUGUCAGAUGUGCUCUGUAAGUUAUAAGCUUACUUUUUGCCAUACGGUUUCUGAACUAUUUCUAGUGCAAAUGUUUGUUUUCUGAGCUAUCAUCAUGUUACCUGCAGAAAGAAAGUUUUUCAUCAUGAAGAUUAGCCAGCUAAGAAUGAAAUAUCAAUACAGGAGCUAUAAGCCUACCGGUCAUCACAGAAGACUAUUGAAGUCACACAACCCCCAACCAUGGUACAUACAUUAUCUAAACUAAACUAAUAUAAUGUUUACAUUGUAACGUGCAGCACACACAGCAAUUCUACAUACAUUCGUUCAUGUGACAGAACAUGAUGCGUAAAGCUGCAUCAGUUAAUGUUUGACCACUAGGGGGCAAAAAAACAUCUAAAAGACAUGUCGCAUCACAGUCAUGACAUUGUGCUUUUGUCUAUAGACAUUCAUUUCCUUCCCGCUGCUCACUCACUAAUCGAUAGCUUUGUCUGUUCAUUUUGUGUUGGACAUGUAACAUACAAAGUGAAUUAUCUUCAGCUGGGUGAUAUCGAACAGUGCAUGUGUUACAAAGACAAUGAAACCCCCUUUAAACAUCUGUACAUAUUUCAUUGACUGAUAUAAUGCAGCCUUAUGUUCAAAAGAAAGUUCUUAAUUAAUUCUGAAGUUUUUAACAGCCUGCCUAAAAUUAGGCUGAGGUUCCAGCAUAGCUACUGCUAAAUAAAGCGAUCCAUAAGAUGUGUGUUUAUAUGCCCCAAAGCAUUUAAUCAGAAUCAAACUUUUUUGACAUGUAAAAACUUUUACGUUUUCAGAAUAAUUCCAAACAACUUUUGUUUUGCUACUGCCAAGUUUCUGUCCCCUAAUGUUACCUCCAUUGGAAUAACAUAAGCAAACACGAACAAUAUAUUUAUAUUUUUAAGGUUCAAAAUGGGGCAUUUUUAUGGAUAUUAGGCAAUAAUAUUUCCUUGUUCAAUGACUCCUUUCAACCUGAUCGAAAACUCCUUCUGAUCAGGUCAUUAUCUUCUGAAUGAGGUGGUUCCGUGAUGGAUUUUUAUUCUGACUGAACUAUUAUUACGAUUGUAAGUGGAAUAUUAGGGCCCAUGUAAAUACAGAUAAUGAAGUUGUUGUUCUAAAUGACAGGUUUCUUUGUGUGAGGUCAUAAUUCCUUAUUUUAUUAAACCAAGUUCAUGUUUCUACACCAUCUAAUCUAAAAACAGCGUACAACAGUGUCAGCUCAUGCUAUUUUUGGGGAUAUUAAGCAUCUAAUGUUGAAAUGUACAAAAAGUAUUUUGCCCCCUGAUGGGGAUUCUAUUUUUCCAAACCAGAUUACAAUUCAGAAAUUGUGUUUUAGAUCUUCCUAACAGUAACAGGGUCAGAGAUGUCACACAAACCAAUGAGUGGACUAAAGUGUUUACUCAGUGUGUAGCUCAUUUCAGUCGUCAUAUUAACAUUUAUCACCGGUUACUGUAAACAACAUGUGGCACUUACAAAUGCCAGUUGCUGAAAUAAAUAUUUGAGUUUCCCGGUAGUAUUGGAGUACAAUUUGUGUACGUAAACAUAUUCAUUCUUUGUUUUCCAACAGUUGAUUUAAGUUGUGCUUUGUGAAACACUUUACCACCACACAAACUUGGAGAAGACAAUGCAUGAAGUAUUAAAAUCCCCCCUGCCCCAGGGUCUGCAGUUAAUAGGAGGGAUGAAAAAGCACAAGGAAAUAAGCAUAUGUACAAGUUUUGGAAUGCAAAAAAUAAAAUCCUCACAUUUGGGAGCAAUUUGAUUUCAAAAUUGGAUAAUUGCUAUUGUGGUCUAAAUACUAAUGCUUUUGUUUUGUGUAUUUCUAAAUAUAUUCCCAAAGUCACUGCAGUGGCUGAUGAAAAAGGCUCCUAUUGUAAAUAUGUACAAUAAUCUUUAUUAUUUGUUUAUUUGUCUUACUAAAUUCCGCAUAUUUUGGGGGGACAUUCACUUACUCUACUGUCAUCCUGCCUUACUGUAAAGUAUAACUUUUCACUGUGUUAUAUCAUGUUAAACAUUAGGCUAUUCCAGUAGCUACACAACACUGAAAAGCUUAGAACAGACUGAAUGUUAUCUGCUCUGAGCACUGUUUAUUUUAUCUACAGUGGGCUUAUUUGACCAUUUCAGCUUGUGUUUUAUUAUUCCUGUCAUCAUCACUAUGCACAGUCAAGUAUGUAUACAUCGUGUCAUGCCUAAUGCAGUACAAUCACAAGUCCAGUCAUUGUUAAUUUGGAUGGGAUAGUUAUGUAAAGAAAAAGAAAAGAAAGCUCUAGUUCCAAGGAGAGCAGUGCAGCCUCUUAUGAGAGUCAGUGUGUGUGUGUGUGUGUGUGUGUGUCUGCUGAAGUGCUUCCAGACACUGCAGGACUACGGAUCACGAACAAGAUCUAAAACAAACCCAACAGCCAGUAAUCACAGCUAAUCAUGAGGGGUUGAUUUAUAGUAAAGAGGGCUUAAACCUGAUUGGCAGUUUGACCAGAAGAAGCCAGAACCAUCUCAUUCCACUAAAAGUCUCCAACAGCCAUUGACAUGUUUUGGCAAUAUUCUUACUCAUAGGGUUAAGAAAUUAGAUUUGCUGGG
This is a messenger RNA of Sphaeramia orbicularis (orbiculate cardinalfish), 5038 nucleotides long. RefSeq names its product SPARC related modular calcium binding 1 (gene smoc1). The transcript has 15 exons. The record is from RefSeq and is a predicted model, not a curated record. Gene Ontology annotation, biological process: extracellular matrix organization. The coding region runs from base 276 to 1796 and encodes 506 amino acids. Gene Ontology annotation, molecular function: calcium ion binding; heparin binding; protein binding. Lineage: Eukaryota; Metazoa; Chordata; Actinopteri; Kurtiformes; Apogonidae. Gene Ontology annotation, cellular component: basement membrane.